Tigriopus californicus is the source of this 3286-nucleotide messenger RNA. Its product is annotated as nonsense-mediated mRNA decay factor SMG8-like. The record is from RefSeq and is a predicted model, not a curated record. The transcript has 16 exons. The coding region runs from base 156 to 2960 and encodes 934 amino acids. Lineage: Eukaryota; Metazoa; Arthropoda; Copepoda; Harpacticoida; Harpacticidae. Gene Ontology annotation, biological process: nuclear-transcribed mRNA catabolic process, nonsense-mediated decay.
AUUGACACGGUCCUUUGAAGUGGGGAGAGGAAACGUCGCAAAGAGGAUCGAAGAAGAUUGUACACAAAUACAAAUACAUACAUCGAGCUCCUUGUUCAAAGCUGCUUUUCAAGGGCUAGAGACUGGCUGUGUCUGUCCCCGUCAUCAUCAUCAUCAUGACUUUAACAGAGAAUUGCUCGGCCUUCCUGCCGAAAAAGACGUGCCUGGGGUAUCGCAUUUCUGAUCAUCAAGGCCACUUCACUUUACCCCUGGAUCGGGAUUUCUCGCGGAGUGCUUUCAUCCAGAGCCUGGCCCCGGGUGGCUUCACGGUGGUGGGCGUGGUGGGCAAAGGCGGGGAGCGACCCGGGAAGGGCAUACGAAUUUUCGACACGCUCACGCAACGCGCCAUUUUUCGACUCUCCCACCACAGACACACCCAACCUGACGCGCCUUCUUCCGCUUGUAUUCGCGGCUUCGUGGAUCGACGCUGCCAACGCGUUUACUUAGAUUUGGAGGGUAUUCAAGACAUGAAGGCCCUUGUGGCCGCAGCCCAACACGCCGAAGACGUUCUUCAAACCCAAGGCUUUCACGCAUUUCUGUCUGAGAGAUCGCUCGAGGGAUCUAAGCUUAUGUUACUUAUGUUCCAAAUCUGCCACUUGAUCAUCCUUUAUCAUCCGAAUCACACCAUCGAUCUCAGCUACGUUCAGCUAUUCCAAUCCAUCGAAUCCGUCAGAACCAAGUUACAGUCCAGCUUUUCGGAUGCACUCAAAUCGAUCCCUAAUUUGAACAAAAAUUGGUAUGUGUACGGGCGGCAAAGCCCUCCUCGAAUUCUCUUCUUCUUUGGAACCGCCCCCGUUGAUUUGAGGGGAUCCCGUGGGACUGCCGGAAUUUUGAAGAAGGAUGGAACGAUUUCCAAGCACCCACCUAUCAGAAAACUCGAGUUUUCCUUGGAAGAUCAAAUCUACCGAAUCUUUCGAAAAGCCCGAUUAAUCACAAAUAGUUCAAAUAACUUGUUCAAUGUUCCGGGUCGAGAUGGAUUUGUAUACGUGGAUAAUGGAACGGACGCGAGCUUUGGGGAUGAGUCUUUGGACUCGAUCAAUGCCUUGCAAAAUUUGCUGGAUCAACCUCUCGAAAUUCCGGAGGUGCGCGGACCCUUCAAGCCGUAUUUCUACGAGGAAAAAGUCCAGGAAUCCCGAUCUUCACGUUGUUUCUCGCAAUUCCUCGACAAUCAUCUUCAAUCCAUUCCCACUAAAGGAACGGAUGCUGAAGGCAAUCUGGGCGGCUUGGAGCUACCCUCGAUUCAUGUGUGGUUGGCCACAGUGGAGGCCUCGCUCCAGAUGUUCCAGCCGGAUUCGGGGUUCCAAAUCCGAGGUAAAUCCUCUGAGAUUUCCGAGCGAGCUUCCUUGGCGCUUUUGAGUUACAACGAUCGGGAUAUCCGAUUCUCGGAACAACGUUGCUCCAAAGCUCAUCCAUUGGCAUUCAAUGCAUAUAAAGAGGGAUUGCCACAGUAUUUCACCCAAGAUUUUCACAACGCUAAACUGAUGCAAGCCAUGUCCAUUUUCUCGGUUCAAGCUCGAGGUCCUUCGACUAGCAAAUACGCGGAAAAGCUAGCUGAAGAUUGUCGCGCAUUUUGGGAAAACGGCCGACAAAUGUGCGAAGAGUACAGUUUAACUGGCAACCCUUGCAAACAACGAUUACAUUACAUCCAUGGACAGGAACCCUCAGAGCCUCCAAUGGAAACAUCCGAUGAGCAAAAAGCAAAAGUAGACGACGACUCCGGAUGGAAGCGACGGCGAAGUACCAACAAAAAGACUCUGCCUACCAUCCACCAUGAGUCCGGGCUGACCUUUGUAUCGGCGUGCAAUUGCGGUAAACGUCAAAGCAACCGAUCGGAUCCUUUCGAGUUGAUUGAGGCCAACUGGAGAUUCUUCUCCGAAUGUGAGAUCGAAUGCUGUCAAGCCUUGGUUCAUUUGGACUUUCCCGUCUGCGAAGCCAAGGCAAAUGCUAUCAGGACAAGUGCUGCUUUAUCAUCCUCGGCCUUGCUAGACUUGGCCUCCGAUCCAAAUGCUGUGAAGACCUUGGAGAACUUGGAGAUCAAAGACAGUGAUGAAACCUCAACAACUAAAGGCAAACCAGACUUGCCGUCUACCUCGGUUCCACCGUUCCAAUCUUUGGCUGAUCUGGCUCAAACCAACCAAGGAAAUCGGCCUGGUGUCAAUUUUGCCGAUCCAAUUUCAUUUAUGCUUACCAAGACCACGCCCACCGAUCGAUUACCGUUGUUCCCUUCUUGGUCUUUGAUUCAAUUGGGAUCUUCGCAUUUGUACUCGCAUUCCUCUGGUAUGAACCAACCUGGAUUCCUUCAAGGGUCCAAAUCAUUACUCCCGUGGGAUGUCCCUCUCAAGAAGCUGGAAUGGAAAACCGUGAAAGAACAAUGGCCAAAUUUGGCCGAGAACGCCAUGAAAAAACUCAAUUUCAAUCCAAAUGCCAUUGGAACCGCUAUGGGCAUGACCGUGAAAGUUUUUCUGGGUUUUGAAUAUGAAUGUCCACGCGGGCAUCGCUUCAUGGCCUCGGCUCCUGGACAAGCUCUAAAAUCCAACCCUAGCGGUUUAAGGGAAGCCGCUGGGAAGGUAUUGGCCUCCGACAUGCCUUUAUUCAUGACUUGUCCUGGACGCAUCGGGGUGUGUCUCCCAGCCCAAUUAAUGAGGAUUCAUGUGGUCACACCCAAAGCUCCCAUUCAUGUAACACUAAUGCCAGAAGUUCAGCCCGCUGAAGAUGGUCCCGUUUUUCAUUGUGGUUGGAAGGAGCCGAAGAAGUUGCCCCAUAACAGUUGUUGGGUGUUACGAUUGCCGUUCAUAUAUUGCGGUGAAAAUGGAGCUCAUUUGCCGCCUCAAAAAGAGGUCACGCCUCAAAAUGCGGGUCGAAUCCUCAAAGGAGUGAUAAAUGUUUCAGAGGACUUUGAAGAUUUUAAUCGAGGCAAGUGAUUGUGGAACGUGCUGUGAGCAGAUCCCUGCUUGCUUGCUUUCUUGCUUGCUUGUUGGCAACGAAGGGGCAUGCGGAAUAAAGUGAAGUACCACUUGGAACAAGAGGCUUUCUGUGAUGGAGCAUGUGGUUCCCAGAAGAAAGGAAAAGGCCCGUUUUUAAUUAACUCCGGGGAAUCCACUAGAAGAUUCCACGGUAAUUACAGUAGUACCCGUCUUCUGGAGUAGAACGACACCGAGUUGUACCCAACGAUUUCCAAUGUACUUACCUUCCCAAUUGAUUCGAUCUGGAAACAUGACUUGAAUAGAAUAAAGCAGCAUUUCCGAGA